AUGGUGUCAAUGCGUUCAUUGGCUGCUGCUCUCAUUACCAGCGCGCCAUUGGCGAACGCGCUGUUCAUCAAUGGCAGCAUAAUCGCACCCUGCGACUCUCCUAUCUACUGCUACGGCGACCUACUUCGCGAGAUCGAACUCGCGAGGCCGUUUGCGGAUUCGAAGACGUUUGUUGACUUGCCAACAACGCGCCCACUCGACGAAGUCCUGGCAGCAUUCGCCAAUCUCUCAAGGCCAAUCCAGAACAACACCGCGCUGAACGAUUUUCUCUCCGAAUACUUUGGCGAAGCCGGCUCAGAGCUCGAAGAGGUACCCACCGAUGAGCUGGAAACUCAGCCAGACUUCCUCGAGAACGUAAACAGCUCUGUCGUUCGAGACUUCACUCGUCAGGUCAUCGACAUCUGGCCGGACUUGACGCGCCGUUAUGUCGGGGCUGGGAAUUGCUCCGAAUGCGUCAACUCUUUCCUUCCUGUCAACCGUACCUUUGUAGUAGCUGGUGGUCGGUUUAGAGAACCAUACUACUGGGACUCAUUCUGGAUUAUCGAAGGUCUACUCCGUACCCAGGGAUCCUUUACUCAGAUUGCGGAGAACAUCAUCGAAAACUUCCUGGAUCUUGUCGAAGACAUUGGUUUCGUACCCAAUGGCGCCCGGCGAUACUACGAGAAUCGAUCACAGCCACCGCUACUUACCCAGAUGGUUCGGGUCUACGUCGAAUACACCCAGAACUAUACUCUUCUUGAACGAGCGCUACCUAUUCUGGAGAAAGAGUAUGACUUCUGGGUGAACAACCGUACUGUAACGCUCGAGCGCGCCGGUAUGAACUACUCUCUGAACCACUAUGCUGUGUCUAACACCCAGCCACGACCUGAGUCUUACUACGAGGAUUACGUGACUGCGAACAAUGCGACCUAUUUCAACGAAGAGGGCGAAGAGUUCAACGUAACAAAGUCGCUCAAUGAGACUGAAAUGGCGACACUAUACUCUAAUCUGGCCUCGGGCGCAGAGAGUGGAUGGGAUUAUUCGGCACGCUGGAUAGCCAACCCAUCUGACGCCGUCACGGAUACGUUCUUCCCUCUUCGCUCGCUCAACACUAUUGAGAUUAUUCCAGUGGAGCUCAACUCGAUUCUUUACUACAACGAGAUCACCAUUGCUGAGUUCCAUCGCCACCAGGGCAACUACACUGCUGCGCGCGAGUGGGCCAAUAAGGCAGCAGACCGUAGCGAGGCGAUGACUACAUUCCUUUGGUCACCUGAGCACUACAGCUAUUUCGACUAUAAUUUGACAUCGAGCAGUCAGAACGUAUACACCCUGGCCGAUAAUACGAGCACGCCCCUAUCACUUCAAGGUGCGCCGGCUGGAAAACAGAUAUGGUUCCACAUCUCUCAGUUCUAUCCUUUCUGGACAGGCGCUGCUCCUGAAAGUAUCAAGAACGACCCCAAGGCAAUGAGGCGCGUAUACGGACGCGUUGAAGAGCUUCUCGAGUCUCGAGACGGCGCGAUUGCGGCGACGAACCUUCAGACUGGUCAGCAGUGGGAUGAACCAAACGUUUGGCCACCGCUACAAUACAUCCUCAUGCAAGGCUUGCUCAACACCCCUCUCGAGGUCAGCGAGGAAGAUGACGAGCAAUCAACAGAAGAUUACGUUUGGACGCAAGACCUAUCACUUCGCCUCGCACAGCGCUAUCUUGACUCGUUGUACUGCACAUGGCGUGUCACUGGUGGCGCGACUGACGAAGUGCCGCAACUUCCCGACUCUCAAGGCAAUGGAACGAUCUUCGAGAAGUAUGCCGACGAGAGCACCAAUGCUGCCGGUGGAGGUGGAGAGUAUGAGGUCGUGGAAGGUUUCGGGUGGUCGAACGGUGUUCUCAUCUGGGCCGCGGAUCAGUUUGGCCAAAGCUUAACAACACCCGAGUGCGGAAAUAUUACUGCUGCUAAUAUUGGUGGCGGUGAUGCGAAGAGGAAGAGGAGUGCAGUGGAACUGAGCAAGAGGGAUGCCAAGUGGAUCAAGAAGACUAGAGGAACAAGGAAGUUGAGGUAUUGA
Alternaria incomplexa is the source of this 2040-nucleotide messenger RNA. RefSeq lists its product as uncharacterized. Lineage: Eukaryota; Fungi; Ascomycota; Dothideomycetes; Pleosporales; Pleosporaceae. Gene Ontology annotation, biological process: trehalose catabolic process. Gene Ontology annotation, molecular function: alpha,alpha-trehalase activity. Bases 1 to 2040 code for a protein of 679 amino acids. The transcript has 2 exons. The record is from RefSeq and is a predicted model, not a curated record.